Molecule: messenger RNA, 1210 nt
Organism: Pecten maximus
Lineage: Eukaryota; Metazoa; Mollusca; Bivalvia; Pectinida; Pectinidae
Exons: 2
Coding region: 636-1115 (159 amino acids)
Source: RefSeq, a predicted model, not a curated record
GGGUUUUUUGCACCUUCUUGUAAAAAGAGCAGAUUGGUGUGAUGUCGCGACUGUUUCGUUUUCGUCACGUACAUGGGAUAAAUGGUAUUAUCCUCGAGUCCAAACACGUUUACAGAUACGUCGUUCUGUCUUUCGAACUUUUGUACUUGGGAGAUGGAGACUGGAUAUUGGAUACCCGUCAUGUCUAGUUCGCUUUCGUACAUCUCGUAAUGAGAGAUGCGUUCGGGAGAGGUAUCGGUGGGAUGGAGGGAUGCCAAAAUGGACCAUAAGAAACAUUUUUCGUCACGAUUCAAGACAUUGACUAAUUUAUGAGUUCUGAAAGUAGUUGGAGUUGGUAUGUAAGAAGAACCACUCAAUGGUGAGUAUUUUGCAACAUGUAUUUCUAAUUUUAUGAUUUUCUUGAGUACCCAUGCAGACCCUUUACGUACAAACUCCUCAAAUGAGGCAAACAUUUUCUGAUAAGCUGUAUUGACGUCGUGUUCUAGAUCAGAUUCAUUUGGCAUUAAUAUAUAUGCUUUACUCAAGAAAUGUGGGGUGGUCUGUACUACAUUACCUUCUCUAGUUUCCUUUUCCAAAGACACACGAAUGUUAAGAUACCACUUAAUUCCUUUCAAUCUCUCACACAACCGUUUUAAAUGAUACAUCACUUCCGUUUUGGAGCUGGCAAAAAAUGUGAGUAUGUCACCAUCGUCACUGAAAUUUGGAUAUAUGUUUCUCACGUUAGCAUUUCCUUGCAAGCUCACAUCGUCCGAAUGGGUAUGUUCUCCCGUUGGUUGAGAACCGGUGGGAUCCGGCUGUGGCGACUGGACGUCGGACGGACCCGGCUGCGGCGACUGGACGUCGGACGGACCCGGCUGCGGCGACUGGACGUCGGACGGACCCGGCUGUGGCGACUGGACGUCGGACGGACUCGGCUGUGGGCGACUGGACGUCGGACGGACCCGGCUGUGGCGACUGGACGUCGGACGGACCCGGCUGUGGCGACUGGACGUCGGACGGACUCGGCUGUGGCGACUGGACGUCGGACGGACCCGGCUGUGGCGACUGGAUUCUCGAAGGUUUCUCUGAAAUUGGGGAGGCGUGGUCUUAUUAAAGCAAGUUUUCCGCCUCGCUGACUUUUUGUUUUUCUGCGCAUGCUCCGUUUGAGUGACACAGGCUCCCUAUUGAUCGAUUCUAGACUGGGCUCGUGGAUUGCGUCAGGCGUAUCAGG